Prunus avium (sweet cherry) is the source of this 1308-nucleotide messenger RNA. Lineage: Eukaryota; Viridiplantae; Streptophyta; Magnoliopsida; Rosales; Rosaceae. The record is from RefSeq and is a predicted model, not a curated record.
AUGCAAAAGUGGGUGGAUUUAAGCAACCCUUUUCAACAUAUUGACAAAGUGGUGCAAUCACCACAAGAUGUUACAAAAAAUCGGUUGAGACUUACAAGCACAAUUGAGUCCAUUAGGUAUCUAGCAAAUCAAGGAUUGGCUCUUAGAGGUAAUGAUGAAUCUUGUGAGUCAUCAAAUUGGGGAAAUUUCAUUGAGUUGAUAAAAGCCUUUUCAAGAAUGAAUGUAGAAGUUGAAAAAGUCGUCUCAGAGAAUGCUCCUGGAAAUGCGAAAUAUAUUGCAUCAACGAUACAAAAGGAGAUCCUAAAUAUUAUUGCUAAAAAAGUAAGGAAGAAGAUUCGUGAGGAAGUUGGAGAGGAUGGAAAAUUUUGUAUUCUUGUUGAUGAAGCACUUGAUGAAUCUAAAAGGGAACAAAUGACUAUUAUCCUAAGAUUUGUUGGUCGUGAUGGGUUUAUUCGAGAACGGUUUUUUGAGAUUAUAAGUGUUCGUGAUACUAAUUCCUCAACUCUUAAAACUGACAUUUGUAAAGUGCUUGGUAAACACACUCUUUUAGUUAAAAAUAUGUGUGGCCAAGGAUAUGAUGGUGCUAGCAAUAUGCGUGGUCAAUGGAAUGGCUUACAAGCAUUGUUUCUCAAUAAUUGUCCAUAUGCAUAUUAUAUACAUUGCUUUGCUUAUCGCCUCCAACUAGCAUUAAAUGCUGCAGCUAAAGAGGUAGGAGUUAUUUGGAGAUUUUUUUCAAUGUUGAAUAAUAUUGUGAAUUUUGUUGGUGCUUCUGCUAAAAGUCAUUCUGAGUUGAAAUUAUCUCGAAAAGUUGAAAUUCAAGGGUUGUUAGAGGCUGGAAAACUUGGAAUGGGUACAGGGGCUAAUCAAAUUCGUUGUUUGCAACGACCUGAAACUACUCGUUGGGGGUCUCAUUUUAGUUCUAUCAGAAGUUUGAUUGAUUUAUUUGGUGCAACCAAGACACUUCUUGAUGAAAUAGGUCGUAAUGGACCUAUAUCACAAUUUCAUGGGGAAGAUGAGAGUAUUUAUAUUGCCAUGAUGUCGUUUGAAUUUAUUUUUUCCUUACUUUUGUUGGAAAAAACUAUGGGAUUCACAGAUUUUCUUUGUCAAUCACUUCAAAGCAAAUCUCAGGACAUUGUAAAUGCUUUGAAUCUUGUUUCAAGUACAAAAAUGAAGUUUGAUGAGUUGAGAAAUAAUGGUUGGGAUGAUUUUAUCAAAAGUGUGCUAUCAUUUUGUGAACAACAUGACAUUAGUGUACAUGAUAUGAGUGCUUGUCAUAAAAUGGGUAGAGGUUGUUCUUGUCAACAAUAG